ACUUAAAAAUAAGUAAAUUACUAAAAUGUUGAGAAAACCUUAAUAAUUCAUAAUCAUAGAAAACAUAUGUCGUUUAAUUAUAAAAUAUAAUUUGGCCGGAAAACCUUGCAGAGGUUUACCAUGCGUUAAAGUAAUUGUUACAACUGUCGUAACAGAAUGCACAUACACAUACGUAACACGCCGUGGAAGAAUGUUUUCAUUACAUUUUCUUGAAAGAAAAACUUUUAUUUUUUAUCAAUUAUUGAAUCUGAAAUGAAACUUAUAGGUGCUUUUGUGGAAUGUAUAAUACUGAGAGUUUUCUUAGAAAAACUUACUGUAUAACAGCGUACAAGCUUAUUAAUAAACAUUUUUUUAAAAUAUCUGUGUGUGCCGGUCAGAUGUUUGCUCCGUGUGGUACUGUUAAUCGUACAUUAACAACCGCUUUAAGAUGCAAGCGACGAGUUGUCGUAACAGGAAUAGGAGUAGUAUCUCCUCUUGGAGUUGGUGCACAAAAUGCCUGGCAAGCACUUAUUGAAUCUAAAUCAGGCGUCAUCAAGUUAUCUGAUCCAGAAUACGAAAAAUUGCCUUGCAGAGUUGGUGCAUUAGUACCCAAGGAUAAUGAACCUCAUGGAUUAGAUAUAAAUAAACAUUUCACAAAAAGUGAUUUACGGACAAUGUGUCCUGCUACUGCAUACGCCUUAAUAGCUACAGAAGAAGCAGUGAAUGAUGCAAAUUGGACACCAACAGAUGAAGGAGACAAAAGAGAUACGGGUGUAUCAGUAGGAAUUGGGAUGAUAGAUUUAGUUGAUGUAUGCACGACGUAUGAAGCCUUAAAAAAGGGAUAUAACAAAGUUAGUCCCUAUUUUGUACCAAGGAUUUUACCAAACAUGGCUGCAGGGCAGAUUAGUAUUAGAUAUGGUUUUCGUGGUCCAAAUCAUUCUGUAUCAACAGCAUGUGCAACAGGAGCACAUGCAAUUGGUGAUGCAUUUCGUUUUAUCCGUGGUGGAGAAACCAGUGUUAUGAUAUGUGGUGGAGCAGAAGCAUGCAUUAGUCCUCUUGCUAUAGCUGCUUUUUGUAGACUCCGGGCAUUGUCCACUAGCAAAAAUGAUUUUCCAUAUGAAGCUUCACGACCAUUUGACAGAGACAGAGAAGGAUUUGUCAUGGGAGAAGGUGCUGCUAUUUUAGUGAUCGAGGAAUUAAAUCAUGCUCUUGAAAGAAAGGCUAAAAUUUAUGCAGAAGUAUUGGGAUAUGGUUUAUCUGGAGAUGCAGCACAUUUAACUGCGCCUAGCGAAGAUGGCACUGGAGCUAUACUAGCUAUGGACCGAGCUGUGAAAGAUGCUGGGAUAGAAACUGUAGAUAUAACUUCUAUUAAUGCGCAUGCAACUUCAACUCCCCUAGGUGAUGCUAUUGAAUUAAAAGCAAUAGAGUCGUUUAUGGGGCAACACAGUAAAAAUGUGACUGUCACUAGUACUAAAGGUGCUCAUGGACACUUAUUGGGGGCAGCUGGGAAUUUGGAAGCAAUCUUUACUAUUCUAGCAAUAAAGAACGGUGUAAUACCUCCAACAUUGAAUUUACAUAAUUUGGAUAUAAAAACGUCACUAAAUUUUGCCCCUAACAUAAAGAAAUGCUGGAACGUGGAAUCUAAACGAAUAGCCUUGAAAAAUGCUUUUGGUUUUGGAGGAACAAAUGCAAGCUUAUGUUUUGCAGAGUACAAUGAAUGAAUCGACCAUUAGACUAACACUAUUUUCAAAAAAAGGCAUAAUAAUGUACGACAUAAUAAUAACAAACUAGUCACUCCCUAAUGUACAUAAAUAAAUACAUGCAUUUGCAUUUGAAAUACA
This is a messenger RNA of Ceratina calcarata, 1820 nucleotides long. Its product is annotated as 3-oxoacyl-[acyl-carrier-protein] synthase, mitochondrial. Gene Ontology annotation, molecular function: 3-oxoacyl-[acyl-carrier-protein] synthase activity. Gene Ontology annotation, biological process: fatty acid biosynthetic process. The transcript is spliced from 3 exons. Bases 279 to 1700 code for a protein of 473 amino acids. The record is from RefSeq and is a predicted model, not a curated record. NCBI's taxonomy places the organism in Eukaryota, Metazoa, Arthropoda, Insecta, Hymenoptera, Apidae. Gene Ontology annotation, cellular component: mitochondrion.